Molecule: messenger RNA, 298 nt
Organism: Centruroides sculpturatus (bark scorpion)
Lineage: Eukaryota; Metazoa; Arthropoda; Arachnida; Scorpiones; Buthidae
Product: ankyrin repeat domain-containing protein 13D-like
Exons: 2
Coding region: 14-283 (89 amino acids)
Cellular component (GO): cytoplasm
Source: RefSeq, a predicted model, not a curated record
UGAUAAUGCAGUGAUGAUGGAGAUAGACCACGAAGCUAGUCAAGUUUACGUGGAACAAUUAAGUGUUUUACCUAAUCAAUUAGCUACCUCCGGAGCAUUGAGACCUAGUGCUGAAGCUAUUGAUUCUCGUUUAACUACUCCAAUUGUGAUAACUUAUGUAGAUACAGAUAAAAUUAGUUUUGAAAGGAAUAAAUCAGGGAUUUGGGGUUGGAGAAGUGAUAAAACAGAAGUUGUGAGUGAACAUGAAUGUAAAGUAAGAUCUUUUUUUAUUGUUGUUAUUUAAAAUAUUUGUUUUUGU